CUCAAAAUCCAAAAUUGGAGUCUUCACCAGCCAUUUUCUAAAACAAAGCAAGUGCAAUAUUGCGAAGCCCGUAGUGGUGGCAAUUGGGUUUGCCAAGUCUCCAACUUCCCCCACAAGCUUUCUAGUGCCAACCCACUUUUCUCCCAUUCCAUCACCAUUUUUAAUGAAACCCCAACUCUUCUUAUAUUCAACAGAACAUAGCUAUAAAUCAUAAUAAACCCAAACAAAAAAAAAAAACCUUCUUUCAUUGACAAUGGAAGUUGGACAAUCAUCAUCCAGUUUCAAGUCCUCUGAUGAAGUUUGGGCCAAACUUGUGCCGUCUGAUUCAAGCUAUGCAAGCAUUGAGAUAAGCUCAGGUGAUACAAUUGUAUGCUCACAGACCUCGUCUACUCCUGAUAAGCUUGAAUGGUGCCAGAUAAUUCGGAAUUUGGAUCGUUGUUCUGCCACUAUCAGAAACAAGAGGUCAAAUUUGAUACUUAUUGAUGGGGCUGUACUAGAGAGUGAAGAUGUUAUUGGUAUCAAGUGUGGCAGUGAAAUAGUGCCAGCUUCCACAAGAGAAGGGAAUCUUAGCUACAAGUUUGAGGUGAUGCCUGUGCAGGAGCAGCGCUUUGAGAAUAAGUUGAAGAUUUUCCUAGAUGCUGAGCAUACAAAAUGCGGUAUUUGCUUGAAUGUUUGGCAUGAUGUUGUGACAGUUGCUCCUUGCCUCCAUAAUUUCUGCAACGGGUGCUUCUCAGAGUGGUUAAAGCGGUGUCAGGAGAAACAUGCAAGUGUUUUAUGCCCCCAGUGUAGAGCAGUUGUGCAAUUUGUUGGAAGAAAUCACUUUCUGCAUGGUAUUGAAGAGGAUAUUUUGCAGGCGGAUGCUUCCUUACAGCGUUCUGAAGAAGAACUUGCUAUAUUAGAUUCUUAUGCAUCCAUCAAGUCCAAUCUUGUCAUUACAAAUGGAAAAAGGAAUUCCCGAAAAAGGGCACGUCCACCAAUUGCUCAAGAGGAUGAUGUGACGGAUCUGCCUUGUCCUCAAUGUGGGACAGUAUAUCAGGGUUUCCGCUGCAAUGAGAGUACUGUCCAUUUGCAAUGCCAUGGAUGUGGAGGAAUGAUGCCUGCAAGAUCUGAUAUUGCCAUCCCACAACAUUGUUUAGGCUGUGAUAGAGCGUUUUGUGGUGCUUAUUGGCGUGCUCAGGGAGUUACUACGAAUGAUCAUCACCCCAUGUGCAGCCUUGAAUCAUUCAAACCUAUCUCUGAGCGCAGAGUUUUCAGUAUCCCUCUUGUAGUGCAUGAAAGGAAUCAAUUCGAGCAACAUAUCACAAAUAGGUGCAUAGGACAGUUGGGUAAAACUCUAGAGGAAGUCAUUUCAGAUUGGAUCACAAAGUUGAACAACCGAGAAAUUGAUCGUUCAAGAAUGCCUUUGAGGCAUGCCGAGAUGAUAACUGCUGGUACUCAUGUUUGCAAUGAUUGUUACGACACGCUGGUUUCAUUUCUUCUUUACUGGUUCCGGGUUUCAUUGCCAAUCCAUGAUCUGCCACCAGAGGCGUUAAACAGAGAUGAUUGCUGGUAUGGAUAUGCUUGUCGAACGCAGCAUCACAGUAUAGAUCAUGCCCGUAAGCGUAACCAUGUUUGCCGACCUACAAGGGGUUCCCACAUGUAAAAUUGAUGUGCAUAUUGAUCUCUUUUUCUUUUCUUUUCUUUGGAGGGUGGAAGGGGAGAGGAGUUGGGUGGGUCUUCUCCUUAUUCUGGAAUAGGAGCUUAUCUUACUUCUUUCUACUGGCUCUUUUGAGGUUCAUGUCUUUUCUUUGAUUCAUGUAAUGAUGCUUAUAGUUGUGUUCUCCGUUUUAACAGCGAUUGUUCUACUUUUGAUCUUCAUGUUCAAAUGGACUCUCAGUGUUACAUUUGUUGCACUAGAAGUUGAAUUAAAGACCCACCACUAGAGAGAGUCGGACUCUGGAAUAGUACUCUCUCCGUCCAGAAUUAGUAGUGGCAUACGCAUAUACUAUGUAAGGAUGUUUGGAGCUAAUACACUCCUGCUUUUAGUGACUAGGAGACGAUCGAUACUUCUAUAACACAACCGUUAUAAAGGAAGUUAUAUCUUUUUGAA
Molecule: messenger RNA, 2089 nt
Organism: Beta vulgaris subsp. vulgaris (sugar beet)
Lineage: Eukaryota; Viridiplantae; Streptophyta; Magnoliopsida; Caryophyllales; Amaranthaceae
Exons: 15
Coding region: 254-1642 (462 amino acids)
Biological process (GO): ubiquitin-dependent protein catabolic process; mitotic cell cycle checkpoint signaling; protein ubiquitination
Cellular component (GO): nucleus
Molecular function (GO): ubiquitin-protein transferase activity; metal ion binding
Source: RefSeq, a predicted model, not a curated record